Nematostella vectensis (starlet sea anemone) is the source of this 1630-nucleotide messenger RNA. RefSeq names its product octopamine receptor beta-2R-like. Gene Ontology annotation, biological process: G protein-coupled receptor signaling pathway. Lineage: Eukaryota; Metazoa; Cnidaria; Anthozoa; Actiniaria; Edwardsiidae. The record is from RefSeq and is a predicted model, not a curated record. The coding region runs from base 323 to 1336 and encodes 337 amino acids. The transcript has a single exon. Gene Ontology annotation, molecular function: G protein-coupled receptor activity. Gene Ontology annotation, cellular component: membrane.
AUUUAAACGCCAGUUCGUCGCAAAAACGCUUUUUGCAAGACACAUCCGGCUCUAAACUAUAAUAAUAUGUACGUUAAUUACAUUCGGGUCAUUACAACAGAAGGGAAUAAAUUGAGCAAGAUGUUAUCGUCAAUGUCGAAAGUUAAGGCUACGGAAUAGCGCACUUAAAUAAGGCUAUUAUUACGAUUUCACCUCCACCUCCAAGGGAACACAAAACGGCGCAGCUGCACUAGCACUUAGGUCCUCGACAUGGGGGAGUUCACUGUGACAGUCUUAUACAUCGCAGACGGAAACACGAGUGAACAGAGAUCGGAGAGCUGCGAUGGCGAACAGAACAGGCGUCCGACUGAUGCUACACCGAGCAGCGGAGAUUAACGCUUCGGCUUCAAGCGAAAAAUUCUACGUCCCCUUUUUCCCGCCUACUCCCGCGGACAUGUGGUUUUGGGCGAUUCGCUGGGUGAUUUUUAUUAUCACCGCAGUUGGGAAUGGACUUGUGAUACACCUUAUUAUGUCGCGUACACGGCUUCGUGUAACGCAAAACUUCUACGUGUUGUCGCUAGCGAUUGCUGAUCUAUUUGUGGUAGUUGGAGUGACUCCACCUGAGUUUGCAUGUAGCGUGUGGUACAACUGCAAUCGCUGGCCUCUUAAGGUCGUCUACGACAUGGCUAUUUAUUCCUCUGUGUUUAAUUUAUGCGGCAUGACUUUGGAUAGGUAUAUCGCCAUUUGCCAUCCUAUGAAAUACCACAUCUUCACGCAGAAGAGGACGAUUGGUCUCAUUAUCGGAACGUCAUGGGGACUUGCGAUUCUUACACCAUUACCAUAUUAUUUCUGUCUCCUUAAAGGCAAAUAUACCGCAUUUCGUUAUCUCCAAAUGAUGAUCCGCUUUUUCUUCGAUAUACUCCCAUUCUUUAUCCUAAUAAUUGCUUAUUUAAAAAUGCUUUACGUGGCGAGAAAACAAAAACGCCAGGUUCAACAUCAAAGAAGUCAACUUAGCCACAACUAUGACAUGGAGCGAGGAUCGCCUAAACCCAAGCUACGACAGACUUCAUCAGUGAGAGUGAUAGGAUCUGUUAUCAUGGUAUUUGUAGCGUGUUACACUAUUGCAGCCUAUAAGGGAUGGGUAAACUACGUGCAGUUCCGGGAAGUGCCUGAUCAAGUAAUUGCAGUAGCACGCAUCUUAUACCAUGUGAACUCUGCAGCUAACUGCGUUGUCUACGCAUUGUUUAAAAGUGACAUUCGAAGGGAGUUGAAAAGGUUGUUUAGAUUCCACGUCAAUGAUACUCUUGCAAGCUCAAAUGGGAUUUCUGUGGCCUUGGUCGAGAGGGUUAAUAAAUGAAUGGUGUCUAAUUUAAAUUGCAAGUUGUUCAAUGAGGAGUGGUGGCAAUAUUUAAAACGUAUCUUGUUUAAAAGGACGAGCUAUGCGUAAGAUACAGUCCUAACUCAAAAUCAUGGACUGGCAUCUUAUCUGAGAUCUUAUCUUAUGACAAGAUUACCAAUAAUAAUUUAUUUUUUCAUCAAAUUAUCAACAAAUAAAUAAUGAGAACAAAUAUUGUUGUCAUUGGAAAAUUACUUCCAGUGGUAUUUCCCUUUCCGAAAGAUGUUAAUAAAUAGUCGCAAGUCGCAACAAAAA